Molecule: messenger RNA, 2405 nt
Organism: Tilletiaria anomala UBC 951
Lineage: Eukaryota; Fungi; Basidiomycota; Exobasidiomycetes; Georgefischeriales; Tilletiariaceae
Exons: 3
Coding region: 296-2056 (586 amino acids)
Biological process (GO): endocytosis; actin cortical patch localization; actin filament organization
Cellular component (GO): actin cortical patch
Molecular function (GO): phosphatidylinositol binding; ubiquitin binding
Source: RefSeq, a predicted model, not a curated record
GUCUUGAGUAUUUCAACACCGCGCCAUCAUCCAGCUCAUCUGCCGAUAGGGCGCGUCGAAUAGGCCAUCAAUAUCGUCUACCGCGCUUUACUCUUCAAUCAACGUGGGCUGCGCAUGUCACCUCUCGCGUACAAUCGCGACGAUCCACUCCGCGUAGGUUUCCCGCAGCUGAGUUCACGCAGUCGAACAGUAAUCUCCCCCACCGAGCUCGUGAGGAAGUGCUGCAUCACAUCAUCAAGACGUCCCUGUCGUAGAAAAGAUUGGGACGGCAAGCUGGGAAGAAGCCUGCGACAAGAUGAUGAAAGUUUCGCAGUUUCUGGGCGAAUCAAAGCCUUUCAGCGCCGUCACGGAUUGGAUCGACAGACUAUGUGGUCCAAAGUACGAGGAAGAGGAACUGGAGGGCAUUCCAGAGCUAGUGCAGGCCAUCAAUCUGCAGCAGACGGGCCCAACAGAAGCGUCGCGUGCAAUCCGUAAAAAGCUCAAGUACGGCAACUUGCACGCCCAGAAGCGGGCGCUUACUAUUCUCCGCUCACUCGUGGAGAACUGCAACGAGCGUUUCCAUCGCACAUUUGCUGAUGCCAUGCUCAUCGAGCGCAUCAAGAUCAUGAGCCAGGAUGAGCUAGUCGACGCCAGCGUACGCCGGAAGCUGAUGCGCCUGCUUCAUGGCUGGCACAAGCAAUUCCAAGGUGUUGCGUCCAUGCAUACCGUUGCCGGACUUUACGUCGCGUGCGGUGGCGGCAGGAAGAGCGAGCAGCAGCUGAAGAGUGAAGCCGCCGAUGCCUACCGAAAAAAGAGGGAGCGCGAGGAGCGCGAGCGACAGAUCCGCAGCGACUACAAGGCUGCAAAAAGGCUACAUGAGGAAGAGCAGAAGCGGAUCAAGCAGGGGGGGAAAAAAGGCCAGCGACCGCCAUUCAACUUCCAGCAGGAGAAGCCGCAGAUUCUUGCGGCUGUCGCGUCCACGCAGCAGUACGCAACUGCACUCGUCAAUGCGCUGCAGCACGUGAACCGCGAAAAGGACUCCGUCACGGCCAAUGCGCGCGUGCAGGAUUACCUGGCCAAGGUGAAAGCCGAGCGUAAGAAGGUCGUGCGGUACAUCCAGCUCGUGAAGGACGAAGAGUUCCUCGGCUCGCUCAUCUCAGCGAACGACCAGAUCAUCCUCGCGCUCGAGCUAUACGACAAGCUCGCCAAGCCCUCUGACGUCGACUCGGACGAGAAUGAGCCGCUCGCUGCCAUCAGCAGCGGUAACAGCAGCACCAGCGGCGGCGGCGGCAACGCAGCGGAGCGGCAGGCGCGCCUCGAUGCGGAGAUCGAGGCGGUGCGCAAGCGAUUGCUGCAGGCGAGGCUCAUGGACGCGCCGGACGGCGAGCUUGAGAAACUGCAGAAUCAGCAGCGUGGGCGGAUCGAGCGGCACAAUUCGUACGCACGCAGCAUUGCGAGCAGUCGGAAUGGCGUCACCGGCGGCGGCGCUGGCAGCAGCGCCAUGACCGACUUGAUGGAUCUCAACUUUGACGAUGGUAGUUGCGACAACCUGCCGCCUUCGAUUCAGCCAAACGUGCGCUCCUCUGUCGCUUCCAGCAGCGCCGUCGGCUCUUCCUUGGCGACGGGUGUGGCGUCAGGCCAUGGUGGCGGUCUGUCGGACUAUUCGGACCUUGACUCGGAGGAGGGCGAGGAGUCGUCCGACGGAGCAGAGGUGGCCAUGGCAUCUGCGUCCGGUUCUGGCAGUCGCUUCGGCGCUACGAUCGGCGCCAACAAGAAGAGCCCGGCGACUGCGGCAGCAGCGGCGGAGUCCACAUCCUCACUCGGCGCCGGCGACCGUCACGGCCGUGGCGGCUACGAGGACGGCGACGACGGCUUUGACGACGCGGCGAGCUUCGCGAGCCACCGCCCGCAGAUUGGGCCGAAGUUUUCGGCGGUGACACACCUUGAGGAUGACGAUGACGGUUUUGAUCCGUUUGCGGACCCAGCCGAGGACGACGCCACGGGGGCGCAGGACGAGCCGAUGGACGCGUUCAGGCGCAGGCACGACGGGCCGCGAGAGGCGUACGCAGCCGUGUAGAUUUACGGACGGAGUGUGAAAGCUGCCGCAGAGACGUGGGGAUAUAUGGGGGGAAGGUUGGACAGCGUGGUUCUAGAUCGUACGCUGGCUCGCUGGUAGAAUCAUGUCAUAUGCGCAGAUAGAAUCUGCCGGUUGGCACUCAUUCACUACCAGAGCCUUGCAUGCCUCUGUUUCCAACGAGGUACGAAAAGCCUUCGGUCGGGCCAGAAUGGAUUGAUUGUUUGGGGGGAGGGAGGUGGUUCCCUCCAUGGGUCGGCAAGCGGGGGAGCUCACCCCACAGCACGGGGAUGUUGCGUUGUGUUGUACUGUAGACGCUUCCGACACGUCAGAAAGAAUUGAAUGAAUGACC